AUGGCCAGGACAAGGGGUAAUAGGAGACCUCCGGCAGAUGAAGAAUCUGAUAGCGAAGCCACUCAAUCAAUGGGAAAUAGGAAUCAAAAUCGAAACGAUGUUAAUACACUGGCCCAAGUACUAGUACAGGCGUUGAGGGGGGCAUUGCCUCAACAACCACCACAACCUCAGGCGGAAAGUGGAAAUGGAGUAGUAGCUCAGUUCCGGAGCAUGGCACCACCGACGUUGAAAGGAAACGAGGGACCUUUGGGGACUGAAGAGUGGAUGCGUCAGAUGGAACGCAUUUUCAACUACAUGCGCAGUAGAGAUGACUCGAAGGUGACAUGUGCGGCCUUCCAACUUAUAGAUGAUGCAGGGCAUUGGUGGGAGUCAGAAACUGCUGUCUUUACUGAGGAGCAGGUGAGAGCCAUCAGCUGGCGGACUUUCAAGGAGAAAGUGAUGGAGAAGUAUUUCCCAAAAGCUUUUCGCAAACAAAAGGAGAUAGAGCUCAUGAACCUGGAGCAAGGGAACCUGACCGUGCUGGAAUACGAGCGAAAAUUUACCCAACUAGCUCGUUUCGCCCCUCACUUGGUGGACACUGAUGAGAAGAAGGCAUGGAGGUUUGAGAAUGGGUUACGCCCUGAGAUUGGUGGACACUUGGCGGCUCUCAACAUCACAUCAUACUCAGAAAUCUUGGAGCGAGCUCAAGCAGUCGCAUCACGCCUCAAACUAGACAACUCGGUUGCUCGACCUCAACAUACUGGAGGAAAGAGGCAGUGGGAUGAUCGAGACAAAAAGAGAAACAAUCAACCAGAAAAGAAACCAAAGAGUAAUAUGGGAGACAACCAAGGAUUUGUGCCGAACAAGCCUCUAUGCCCACGUUGCCAGCGCCACCAUUUCUCAUUUGGGGGAAAAAUGGGGAGUCUUUGGGUCGAACCUGUUCCAUUAAACGAAGAAGGAAAGCAGCAGCAACUCCAGGCGCAACUCCGGCGAAACAGCAGCAGUCGGCGGCGGCUCCAGGCCGGAGCAACGCCGCUCCCAGACGGCGACCGGCCGCCCAUUUCGAUAGGGCGCGGCCACGAUGAUAUCUCAGAUCCAUGGCUCGAUUAA
Molecule: messenger RNA, 1089 nt
Organism: Salvia miltiorrhiza (redroot sage)
Lineage: Eukaryota; Viridiplantae; Streptophyta; Magnoliopsida; Lamiales; Lamiaceae
Exons: 2
Coding region: 1-1089 (362 amino acids)
Source: RefSeq, a predicted model, not a curated record